AUGAGAGGCAUGUUGCGGGAAGGAAGUGGACUUACGGGACCAGAAAAGGGAGUGGAGGAAGAGAAUGAAACCCCGCGUCCCUGGGGGGCAAGAGUCGAGGGCGGAAAUUCAGACUCUACAACGAUUUCCUUAUCUCUUAGAGGUGUGGCCAGCUGUAGUCUGCCCAGCUAUAGUACAAGCAUCUCUCACGAUUGGGACCUCACGGACCUUCGGACCUUAAAGGACCAGACGAUUAAUACACAGCAGGUCCCCAAUGUACUAAAUGGAUUUCCUUUUUCUAAACCAGUGUGUGAAAAAUUUCAGAUGUCAAAGAGAUAG
Rangifer tarandus platyrhynchus (Svalbard reindeer) is the source of this 318-nucleotide messenger RNA. NCBI's taxonomy places the organism in Eukaryota, Metazoa, Chordata, Mammalia, Artiodactyla, Cervidae. The record is from the annotation of a GenBank genome assembly.